UUGGUCACAGGUAAAAAUCAGGGUCGAUUAGUUCAAAAGGGCUAAACGGAGCCCUGAGAGUCAACUCAAAAUACGCACGAAGCGUUUUCGUGGUUUUCGUUUCGCGCGGCGACUCCUUGGUAGCGGUUCACGGGAGAGGGAAAAAGUGAGGUUACAUGUACGUUGUCUCGGGUGAUUCAGUUGUGAAAAAGUGUUUCGCGUUGGUUCUGAUUGCUUCGCCCUUUCUCUCCGAGAUGUAGAAAAAGACGAAAAAAAUGCGUGAAAUAAUCCCACUCACAUUCUGGUUGUCGACGGGAUCGACGUUGAAUUCGAGGGAGUAAGUGUGCUUUUUGGUUUCUUUAUUGUGUGUUUUACUGGGGUUACUACAUUGUGCCGCGAGUUUCGGUGAAGAACGAUUGAGCCUGAGAGACAAAUUCAUGCAAAUGUUAGAGAUUGUUUUAUCAUUAUCGUGAGUGAUUGCCUUUGUUUUUUUCGAUCCAUGAUCGCGAACCUAUGCAACAAUUUGGAUUCAGUUUUGGAUCAUUUCGAAUGCUGGUAGCUGAUUGUCAUGCGAUUCUGACGAACCUGUCUAGAAAAGUGCGAGUAAUUAAGAAGAAGGAAGUGUUGGACUAAGAGGGGAAUUUUCGGGGGAGGAUGCUCGGCAGCUGGGGUUGGGAAGAAGAAUUGGAGCUGGGAGAGGGAAUAACCCUUUUGCAGGAUAACCAGAGAAGUGAAAGCCCUGACACGACACAUCCCGUCCCCGACAGCCGGGUGCUAAGGUAUGCACCCAGCCGUUGCCAUCAUCCUCCCACCUUCAACUUGCCGCACUCUGGUCCACAGCCUCCUCUCGACUGUAUUGAUUAGCAGUGUGAGGUUGGCAAGAUGCUGACUGCGCAUCCCGAGAUGCACGAGAAGCGGGAUUCCCUUGGAGGAGGGCAAUAUGGAACAGGCGGGGGUGGAGGGGCGAUUGAUGAUAAAUCUGCCUCUGAUCAACCACCCCCGCCUCCACCUCCGCCGCAACGAGACCCGUCGGACCCGACGAUUAGCGCCAAGAAACUUCCGAAAAAAAGAAAAUUCGAUCCGUCGGAACUCGAGGAAAUGGACACGAGCAACGUCACCUGCAAUCUCAACAACAUGAUCAGCAUACGAGCAACCAAUCAGCCAAUUAAUAGUCAUUCAACAUUAGUUCAUUCAGCCAUGUCUCUGCCACAUCCGCAACCCCAACAAUCGCAACUCCAACAAGUAGACUGCUUUCAGAUGGCUUCGGGUCAGUCGGUGGUGGUUUUACCUCCACAAAGUACAGCUGUGGACUACUCGCUUCGAGAAGAAUCACCGCGUUCUCGUCCUCGACCAGCUCCGGUCGCAAUUGAUCUCAGCGAGUGGCGCGACCACCGAGUGUUAGCUUUAAGAGAUUCCGGCUAUUAUCCUGGUGUCAUUCGAAACGCGACUCUCGGGGAAAUUUUUAUCGAGUUCGACGGCGAAGGGAAGCUGGUGCGUUAUAGUGAUGUUCUCGGUGUAGGGAAAUACGAUGUGAUAGGUGACGCUAGCCCGUCGGUGGAGCAGGUCAAGAUAGAUUCAAAGGUGUGUGUCAGGUGUCCGACUGCGAAUAGCCACAUUGACACAAUGACAAGUGUGUUUGUAAAAGGGACUGUGUGCAAAAUAUUAACAAAGCCAAAGCGUUUUGUUGUUAAGAUACCGAGGGAGGACGAUCAAAGUGACAGUUAUAUCGUGAAACGUGCUGACUUGAGACUGGUGCAACCACCUUGGUGGGACGAACUUGAAGAAGGGAUGGAGGACUGCGAAUCUUUGAGGGCUGAUACUAGUGAUUAUCGGAAUUCUUUGGAAGCUCCAGGGGCGCUUUUACAACUGCAUACGCACCAACAUUCGUCUCAUAUCUCGACGCAUGGUGGUGACUCCAGUGGUUAUUACCGAACUACAGGUACAAGUCCUCUCAUGGCGCUGACAAGUACUCCAGUUCAUUCUGCAAGUACGGCACUCAGCAAUGGGAGCCGACUAUACGAGGAAAUCGAGAGUGAAGAUGAUUUAGAUCGGGAAGACAUCACAUUUCCGGAUGCAGAUGCAAAAUUGUCAGGGAGCAGUAAAAGAAGUAGUAUGCAAAGUCGAGGUAGUACCAGUAGUCUUGUCGAGCAGCGUAGUUUAACUCCUCGUUCUCAGGCUGCUACACCCAGAUCUCAGGCGGCAACGCCACAUAAAUACAAAAAGGGUGAUAUAGUGGUUACUCCGAGUGGAAUUAAGAAAAAAUACAAUGGAAAGCAGUGGAGAAGGCUCUGUUCGAAGGAAGGAUGUUCGAAGGAGAGUCAAAGACGAGGUUACUGCUCUCGUCAUCUUAGUUUAAAAGGGUCGGGACUUAGGGGACCGGCGAAUACGUUUCCUGGAGGCAGAGCGGACGGAGAGGAUACGUCAAGGGAUUCGGAAACGUCACCGAAUUAUGGGGAUAGAAGAAUAGCUGGCAGAUUCGAUCAAGAUGAGACUGAAGCUGCCAAUAUGCUUGUAUCCUUAGGAAGUUCAAGAUCGGCAACGCCGGCCUUCUCAUCACCAACCGGGCAGUCGUCGAUAUCGCCCUGUAUAAAUCAGUCACCCGUGCCAGCUCUGGGCCUAAACCAGAACAACGUUUUCAUGCCAAUCUCAAGUCCGGCGCAUCACGUGGCUCCGUUAAUAUCCCCGAGCGCGAAAUGGAAACACUCGCCGACUCAGUCAAAUUUUUUGGUGCAAUACCAGCAGCAAGUGAUAAAGCCGGAACCGAAUCGAAUGGUGAGGCCAAAUCGACCGGCCCAGACUGCCCCAACGGCCCCAGCUAGUAUAGGAACCAGUGUAAUAAGAAUCUCCCCCGUGGGUCGUGGAAUGCCCAGUCAGAAUUUAACGCUCUCGUGGGCCGAGCAGAGUCCACCGCCGAGGCAUCCCUCGGUUGUCACGUCCAUGGCUCAGCAACAGCAUCAGAAUCAACAGCAGCAGCAGCAUCAACAGCAGCAGCAGCAACAAGGCAUAAUACUUCAGCAGGCUCUUACUUCCAAUAAUGGCUUUGCAAAUCAUUCAGAGAUCUCGGAACAGAACGUUCAGUUAUUGAAACCACCUCACUCUCCUCAUGUCCCUUUAUCGGCGCUUCCUCCACAAAACGUGAGCCAUCUGCAUAAAACUCAAGAACAGCCUGUGGACUAUGCUCAACCUCAAACACAACCUCCUCCCAGUCAGCCUAUUUAUGUGAUGCAGCAGCACCAUGAUAAGAAGUAUUUGGUGAUAAAAAACAGUAUGGAGGUGGUCUCGCCGGGCCACGCAGUCAAUCAGGAUGAAAAAUACCGGCAUACUUUAAUAAAUCAUCUUGCUCCACUUCCGUCUCUGCAUCAAAUUCAGUGUCAACCGUCGCAAUCACCAGCGGCUCCCUCGUCCGUCCAUGAGAAGAUGUCAGUUCUGCAACAGUCGGCUAAAGUUGGUUCCCACAUACCUGUGCAUACGGAUAUGCAAAGGAGUCAACUUCCACCAACGAGUGUCGUAAUAGCAGCCACCACAACCAACACUUCUACUCCGACCAGUGUCUUCCAGCAUGUCAUCGUCCAGCCGGGACAUUUAAUCCAAGUUCCCAAAAAUCAGCCUCUUCGUGAAGAAAACACAAAAAAUAACGGAGUUUUAUAUGGCAGCCAUGACGUUAUUUCUGCAUACCAGCCCCAUCCCCCAACAUUACUCAACAAUGCAGUACGCAACUGGAAAAAAGCUUUUUCCUGGCAGACAGUAUUGGAUCCGCCGGAAGUGAGUCCGCCACCCUCGGCACUGAGUCCACCGCUGAGCGCACCUCCGAUUCCUAUGAAUAUAGGCAAUCCUGGUGAAGAAGUACCCCCUCCAGAUCUUAUCACGCCUGCUGAGGAAGAGGACGACGACGUCUUCGAGGCGACACCAAUCACUCCUGCCGAGAUCGAAGCGAAUGCCAAUAAACGCCGAAGUCAAUCCCUCAGCUCUUUGCACGCCAAGGAGCCGCAGAGUCCGCUCAAAGCAAAAGACAGAAUACGAAGGCCUAUGAAUGCAUUUAUGAUAUUCUCGAAACGUCACCGGGCAGUUGUCCACCAAAGGCAUCCGAAUCAAGACAACAGGACUGUUUCGAAAAUUCUGGGAGAAUGGUGGUACGCACUGGGACCAGAAGAAAAACAAAAAUACCAUGAUCUCGCAUCCGAAGUGAAGGAGGCGCACUUCAAGGCGCAUCCGGAAUGGAAGUGGUGCAGCAAAGACAGACGGAAAUCGUCUACGACGAGUUUCAAGGCCGGCGAGCAAAGAGGGAAGCUCAACAGCACUGGAGAAGAAACCGAUGCUGGACCACCAUCCGACGACGUUCCCUUGACUCCAAGAACUGGUGAUGACGUCUCCAUGUCUGUUAAUUCUCUCUACACUGAAAAUCCUACCGUUGAGAUUGUUAGCCAAUCCUACACGUCCCACCGAGUACCGGAAGUACCUCUUCAUGUCGAAACAGCAGAAAUGGAAACGAAGCAGGAAGAAGAGGCAAAUGCUUCCGACGAUGAGAAAAUGGUUAUUUGCGAAGAUCCCGAACCGGAAAUAGACUUGAAGUGCAAGGACAAGUUGGUGGAUAGCGACAACGAGGGACAGGACGAAGAUCAGGAUAAGAAAAAUAUGCAGAUGUAUUCGGCCGUUGGUGGGGUACAAAAACCGGAGGGGCAGGGCGUGAAAACUGAUGUUACUUGCAGGCCCAAACCUAUCAAAGGUAAUGAACACUCUGAAAGGUUCUUCAUUUACGAAGGGAAUCGAGUUACGGGUAGUAUCACGGGAAAUAUUAUUACAGCGCGACUACCAUCCACGAGUAUAGAAACAACAGCCAAGUAUCAUCACGCUUCUAUGGAUAAGGGCGGCACAGUCUCAGUACUAUCCGCCACCUAUCCUUAUCAUAGUCCCGUCAAUCCCAGUGGUGUCUCGGGCUUCCAACCAACCGGAGGUGCUUUCAUAACAAUGCCGGUAUCGCCCAAAGUCAUCAAACCGGAAGCUGUGAAAAGCGACCAGCAGUACAGCACGCAGUACACAGUCAACAAUCUCGUUGCCAGUGUUCAUCCCGAAAAUGGAAGGAACAAAUUCACAGCUGCACCAGUAUUACAUCCUAUUGGAUCGAAACCCAUGAUGGCUUUGUUGAAACAACAGCAGCCGCUGCAACCUUUAGACACUGUUCAUCGGCCGCCGAUCUCAACGGCUUCUUAUCCAUCGUCCCUCACCUUAUUAGUCGACCAGAAUUUAGUGGCCGUUUCCAAACCCCAACAGGCGACCCAGUACAUCGGACCAGCAGCGCCUCAUUCCAGGAUGUAUUGCGGGUUUCAAAUACCAAUUUCUGAUGCAAGUGGACGUAACAUAUCAUUACAGAAUCUUAUUCCCGGUAGUAAGGUAGAAUCGCAUGGUGUGAUAGUGAGCAAGUCUUAUCCUGCCACGACGACCAAUCCCAGUACGCCUAGUUAUCGGGGAAUCGGUCACUCGAUUGCUCGACUUGCAGAAUCUGAAAAGAACGAUAUCCAGAUGUCCACUAAUCAUAAUCAAACAUAUGGUUUGCUUAUUUCAGCGAAUAACAUUAAAGAGCAAGAGAGGAAAGAUUCUGGAAAUAAUUUGAUAAAUGAUAAGCAAAAGCCACCUUCGACGCCGCACACGCCACAUACACCCCAUAGCAAUUCAGGAAGCAGUGAUCAUUCGGUCAAUAAGUCAUACUCAAUGGAGGAAUCUCUGGGCACGACUAACGAUGUAGGGUCGAAUAAGGGACCCUUUAUGCUUGCGCCAACACCUGCGCAACUAGGUCGAGCACCUCUGCAAAGGAGACAAUCAAUGGUAGCAAUGCCUCCCACAUCAAGUGCAGGAGACCAUGGGCUUCUAACGUCUCAACGUUCGGAUAACAGAUCGCUGACGAGUUCUUCGCAAAACUCGGACCAGUCACCACAGCAAAGUAUGUCGGAAUCUCUCCCUUCGCCAUCGCCCUCCGCAAAGAAAGGGUCAUUCUUCAAGAAAAACGUUGAAGAUGGAAUGGACAGGGUCCUUGAGCAAGUCAAUUUUCAAGAAAAAUUUUCAUCGCUGCCGGAGUUCAAGCCAGAAGAUAUACAGAGUCCUAGUGCAAUUAGUAUGAACGCCUCCGCAGGAUCGUCCGCUCAUGGUCCAGUAACUGGAGGCUUACAUCCUUCGAAUAUGUCAUCCAUGCAGAGUUAUCGCAAAAAAUCCGGCCAGGGCCCUCACCGAUCCACAAUGAAUGAGGAAGAAAUGGAAUCUGACGCAUCGAUUCCAGCCACCCCAAAGUCGACAGCAAGCGUGAAAUUGACCGGAAACACCUUUUUUGGGCCGGACUUUAAUGUGGAUGCGUACAGAGCGAGCUCCGAUCUUUUGUCAGAAGUCGAGGCGACUUCGCCUCGAACUCCAAAAACGCCUGGCGGCGGUGUGGGAAAUACGGUGGGUGUUGGCAGAAACGACAACGAGCGUGGCCACAGGAAAAUUCUUGAACAACGGAGACAGCUGGUGAUGCAGUUGUUUCAGGAGAACGGAUACUUCCCUUCGACACAAGCGACCUCGGCCUUUCAGACCAAACACUCCGAUAUAUUUCCGAGCAAGACGAGUCUGCAGUUAAAAAUUCGAGAGGUCAGGCAGAAACUCAAGUCCACUUCCACUCCGAUGAGCGCCAAUAGUCUUGUGAGUCCGCUACCAGUCGCGGAACCAUCGCCUAAUGUUAACGUUUCGACCGAUUCCAGAAUGCCUCCUUCCAAUUGGCGUCAAUGGUGGCUUGAAAGUAAUAACUGCUGAAGGUCCCUUGACCGCACCUCCCACAUCCAUGGGAGCUCCUCAAUCACUGCCUGUAAGCAGCAGUGGUAGCUAGCACCCACGAGUCAACUGUGAUACUUUGCAUCCCCUAACUCCUAAACACGAAUACAUCAUUAUCCUCUAAUGAGGAACGCUGGUUGGUUACUUGAUAAAAGAAAUUGUUGAUGUACAGUUUCCUUGCAGUGCAUAAACUGUGCGAAAGGCUUCAGUGCAAUUCGGAUCUUGAUAUAAUCUCUUGUAGGUAAAGUAAGAAAGGAUAUUCACCAAGGCUGUGUUUUUUAAUGUACAACCAUCAGUUAUGGCAAAAAGACCCUUUGGAACAGUUUCAGAAUGUCACGAGCGAAGCACAAAGUCCGUUCCCAUUCCCAUGACUCUCUAAUAAUACAAUUA
Messenger RNA from Belonocnema kinseyi, 7164 nucleotides. RefSeq names its product putative transcription factor capicua (gene cic). The transcript has 22 exons. Gene Ontology annotation, biological process: regulation of transcription by RNA polymerase II. The coding region runs from base 862 to 6756 and encodes 1964 amino acids. Gene Ontology annotation, cellular component: nucleus. Gene Ontology annotation, molecular function: RNA polymerase II transcription regulatory region sequence-specific DNA binding; DNA-binding transcription factor activity, RNA polymerase II-specific. Lineage: Eukaryota; Metazoa; Arthropoda; Insecta; Hymenoptera; Cynipidae. The record is from RefSeq and is a predicted model, not a curated record.